CUAGGGUGUCAGUAUGUUAAAAAAUAAACAAAACAUAAAAAAUAAAUAUAAAAACGUAAAAUUUUGGCCAAGAUUUAUGAAGAAAGAUUAUUUAUUUGCAAAAUUUUAUAAGAAAAACACUUUUUUCAAAAUUUUUGGACUUUUUCAUUUAUAUAGCAAAAAAAAAAAAAAAAAAUCCCAGCGGUGAAUAAAUACCACCAAAAUAAAGCUUUAUCUGUCUCAAAAAAAUGGUAAAAAAUUCAUCUGGGUACAGUGUUGCAUGACCACGCAAUAUUCAUUCAAAGUGUGACAGCGCUGAAAGCUGCAAAUUGGCCUGGGCAGGAAGGGGGUGAAAGUGUCCGGGACUGGAAGGG
Molecule: messenger RNA, 353 nt
Organism: Staurois parvus
Lineage: Eukaryota; Metazoa; Chordata; Amphibia; Anura; Ranidae
Source: the annotation of a GenBank genome assembly